AUGACAGCAUCGACACAGUUUAAUUAUGGAAGAAGAAAUUCAAAUGUAACUCCUUACACUAUACCAACAACAACUUCUAAACCUCAUCAUAAUCAUACUCAUACUCACAAUCAACAUCAUCAUCAUCAUGAGCAACAGUCACCUAUAAUGUCAAAUUAUCAAUUACAUCAUCAUCAUCAUAGUUAUAAUUCAAAUAACUCGCGACACAACAAUAAUCACAAUAAUACAAAUCAUCACCAACAUCAACACCAACAUCAACAUCAAAAUCAAAAUCAGCAUCAAAAUCAUAUACAUUCUCAUUCACAUAGCCAGAGUUCUGCGCCAAGCUCAGGACAAUUUAUUUCAUCCCCACCAUUAUCAGCAUCAGUACCCACAUUAUCAAGAGAAUUUGUUGUUCGGAGAAUAAGUGAAGGAGAAACAGGUAGAUUAAAAGAAGAAUUAAGAUGUGAAGCAUGUGGUAAAGGUUAUAAACAUAUAUCUUCAUUAGCUAAACAUUUAUGGGAACAUACACCUGAAUGGAAUGUAACUAAAAAAUUAUUAAUUUCAAAACAUCAACAAGUUCAAUUAUUAGAAGCUGCUAGUAUUUUAGUUGGAAUGAAUGAAAAUAAUAAUGGUAAUAAUGGAAAUGGAAUGAUACAAAGUCAACAUCAACAAGCUGUUCAAAGACAUAUAAAUCAACAACAUUCAAAAAUAAAAUCUUCACUGUCUGAUAUUAACUCAAAUGGAGGAUCACCUUAUUCACCGCCAAAUUCAAACAAUUCAACUCCUUCUAUAAUAAAUACCGAUGAUCAUAUACUGAUGAAUCAUGAAGAAAACCUGUCGAUACUGUUUAAAAAUGGAUACCAUAGUAAUAAUAGUAACAAUAAUGGAGGAAAAUAUGAGGAUGAUGAAGAAGAAGAAGAUGAUGAUGAUGAUGAUACAGAAGAUUAUGAUGGACAAAAUAGAUUAAAUCGUGGACGUUUACGUUCUAUUUCUCAUGAACCUCCAAUAUAUGAAAAACAUGAAGUUACAUCACCUAUAUUAGAAUCUGAACAAAAUAAUGGGAAUAAAUAUGAAAAUUCAUCAAAUUUAAAAUCGCCAAAUUCAACAAAUUAUCUAAAUAAUGUGAAAUCUGAAUUACCAGUGAAGACAAAUUUUUCAGUGAUGAAUGAAAAUAAAAAAGAAACAUAUGUUGAAGAAAGUGUAAUUGGUACUAUGGAAGCUUAA
Candida tropicalis MYA-3404 is the source of this 1206-nucleotide messenger RNA. RefSeq lists its product as uncharacterized. The transcript has a single exon. The coding region runs from base 1 to 1206 and encodes 401 amino acids. The record is from RefSeq and is a predicted model, not a curated record. Lineage: Eukaryota; Fungi; Ascomycota; Pichiomycetes; Serinales; Debaryomycetaceae.